AGGAGGUACAUUUCCAUCAUCCCGCUUUAGCUUUCCCAACUCAUUCCCUUCAAAUCAAAAACAAGCGGAAAAGAAAUAACCAAAGCUACUGUUGGCAGCUUUUCCCUCUGUUUCAUCACCAAAAUAAAACCCUAAUUUCUCAUCUCUUUUCUCAAUUCUUUUGAGUUAUUAGGGUUUUCUACUCACUCUCCAUUACCUUUAAACCCCCUUUCUCCUUCCCUCCGUUUCACGCAGGACACAUGGCUAGUGCUGAGGAUAGCAAGGAACCUGAAUGGAUAGAGAGAGUAAGAUCGGAGGGAGCUGUUCCACUACUUGAACCAGAUAACUGUCCAAAUGGUUGGGCAUGUCCACCCGGGGAUACCUUUAUGGUAAGGGGUCCAGAGUACUUGUCAAACAAGGUUAAAAUUCCUGGGGGCAAAUAUCUGCUAAAAUCUCUUGGCUUUGACUGGAUUAGAAGUUCCACAAAGGUUGGUGACCUUUUGAGCCAUCGUAAACAUCGUAUUAGGAAGGUUGUUGAUGAGGCCUUCCCAACAGGUGAUAAGCCUUUCAUUUGGGCAUUCAACCUUCAGCUCCCUACUAAGGAUAACUAUAGUGCGGUAGCUUAUUUUGUAAGCACUGAGCCUAUUCAAGAGGGUUCUUUGAUUGACCAGUUCUUGAAAGGUGAUGAUGCAUUUAGAAAUUCAAGGCUUAAAUUGAUUGCUAACAUUGUCAAAGGGCCAUGGAUUGUUAAAAAAGCAGUUGGUGAGCAAGCAAUAUGCAUCAUUGGACGAGCCCUUUCUUGCCAGUAUUUUAUAUCUGAGAAUUUUAUUGAAGUUGAUAUUGAUAUUGGAUCUUCGAUGGUUGCAAGCGCUAUUGUUCACCUUGCAUUUGGUUACAUCACAAGUCUGACAGUUGACCUAGCUUUUCUUAUUGAGAGCCAAACUGAGGCAGAGCUUCCUGAACGAAUCCUAGGAGCUAUACGGUUCUCUGAACUGAAAAUUGAUUCUGCUCAGUUGAUUGAACCGUCAUCAUACGGGAGCAGUGGGAAUUUGCAGGCAUCACUGCCAACUCGCUUGUGGAAGUCACUUGGACAGGGAUUUUCUCAUCUUCUUCAUCCAGGAGCUCAAGAUAGUGGUUCGGUCUCUACUCCAACAACCCGUGUUAAUGGCACUGCUGCUCAUGAAGAAAGUGAUGGAGAUGUUAAGUAAUGAUCUUUUGGUGACACGUGGCUGAAUCAUUGACAGGAUAUCCCAUUCUUGGUAUUUUGUAAUAGAUUCUUUUAAUCUCUCAGUUAUUUCAAAUUUACCACAAAUGAUGUGUAACAAUAUUGGUGUGUAUAAACAAACUUUUAGCCGUUAAUGGGCCUCUUUUCUACCCUUUAGUGCUUAUUAUCAUCCAGGGAUGGUGGUAAUUUUGGGUGUGGAUUGGGAUAUUCGAUUCAUUCUUUUGGAUUUGGAUGUAAAAAUUACCGUCGGCUGUGAAUGUAAAGAAAAUAUAUGAUCGAAUAGUUGUGGUA
Gossypium raimondii (Peruvian cotton) is the source of this 1495-nucleotide messenger RNA. RefSeq names its product protein ENHANCED DISEASE RESISTANCE 2. The transcript is spliced from 3 exons. NCBI's taxonomy places the organism in Eukaryota, Viridiplantae, Streptophyta, Magnoliopsida, Malvales, Malvaceae. The record is from RefSeq and is a predicted model, not a curated record. The coding region runs from base 240 to 1187 and encodes 315 amino acids.